AUGCCUAAUACAAUAAAAAGUUUGAGAACUCGUAAUGAAAACAAGAGAUAUGCUGGUUUGCCAUCUGAUCUUCCAGUUAGUGAUCUUCCAACUUAUAGGCAAGUGGUUCAAUAUUCCUACUUUAUUUUAAAAAACAUAAACAGUGUCAGAAAUAUUAAUUCUCCAAAGAUUGUUUCAAAAGUUGCCAGUGACCUUAUUGAUCUGUGGAUUAGAGUAAAUCCUAAGCUGCCUCUGAUACACGAGAAGUCAGUAACCAAAAAAUGUUUUAGACUUUUCAUCAAAGUUUUGUCUGCAGAAGGCAAAUUCAAAAAUUCAAAUAAAAACAAGGAGUAUCUUGAUUGCAAUUUUGAGCGUUUAUUUGAUUUGUCAUCAUGUAAUUGUGGACUUCCAGUAAUAGCUUGCAAUGAUAAAUCUGUGAAGUGUAGGAACCAACCAGAUUGCAAGACAACACAUUUUGCUUGUUUCUGUGAAGUUAACAAAAAGGUACCACUAUUAGAUAGAGAAUAUUUGAAGGAUCAAAAAUUGAAAAUUGGAACUAUUGGAAGAUUUCAAAUUUGUACGAUUGAUAAAAAAGCAGUUGUCAUCGAAAAAAGAAAGCGAGACCGUGAAAUUAAUCAGCAGAUAAAAUCUGCUAACUCACUUGCUCCAGAAAUUCAAUGUGAUCAUUAUAUGGAUUGUGAUUUAGAUAAUAAAAAUGACUCAGAAACAGAUCCUGACUAUUCGAUAACUGCACCAGCUGAAAGAAAUCAAACUUAUUUAACAAACUUGGCAAAAGCCGUUAUUAGGUAUGAAAUAAGCGAUGUUGCAACAGCUGCAUUGGCAACAGCUGUAUUAAUUGACUAUGGAAUUGUUAAAAAAAGUAAUAAAACACAAAUAAUAACAGAAAAAAAAAUUUUUGGGGAAAAAAAAAGAAUCAGCAGUAUUAUAAGCUCUAAACAUUUAGCUGACGUUAAAGAAUUAGAGGUUAUUGGAGUUGAUGGAAAAAAGGACAAGUUUACAUUGAUACAUUCUAUCAGGUAUAACAGUAAUGGAGAUCCAGUUGAUGUUGCUGCAAUCAAAGAAGAAUACCAUCUAACGUUUACAGCAGAGAGUGGACCCACAUCACAAAGUUAUUUGACUCAUGUAGUUAUACCUAAUGGAAUUGGUGCAACCAUGGCAAAUGCUAUUGCUAAUGUUUUGUUGAAAUUUAACAGUGUUCAGAGUUUAAUUGCGGUUAUUUUAGAUAAUACAAGUUCAAAUACAGGUUGCGAUAGUGGUUUGGUUGUUAAACUUGAAAAAAACAGCCAUUGUUUCAAUUUGUACCCAUAAAGUCAGAGGUAGAGUUAUUUGUUAGCAAAGAGAUUAUAAGUGAUCUUAGUACAGACCAGCGCAAACUCUAUGAGUAUUGUGUUGGUAUUUCAAAAGGUUUUAUUUCUGAAAGGUUUGUUUAAAAAAAACCAGGACCAGUUUGCCAUGUCAGAUGGCUAACUUUAGCACUCAGAAUUAUGAUGUUGUAUGUUAGGACUAAGGAGCUAUCUCUUGAGCUAUUAGCAGUAACUAAGUAUAUUGUGCAAGUUUACUGUGUAAUGCGGUUUGCUAUCAAGCACUCUGGACAAUACAAAGAUGCUUGUCUACUCCUAUAUAAAAAUAUUCAGUUGGUCAAGCUUCAAGAAAGCAGGAUUCAAAGUUUCGUUUUUACCAAUCUCCAGGGAAAUUCAUACUGUUGUUUGCAGGAAAAUUUUCUUUACUGCAUGCUGCAGGAUGAAAAUAUACAUAUAAGAAAUCGAGCUCUUAACCAAAUUCUUAUAAUAAGAAAAUUAAAAGAAGACAUAACUUUCAAAACUCAGCUUAAACCAAAAUCGGUAAUGAAAAUAAAUUUUGAUGCUGGUUCUUGGGACUUUCUUGUUUCAGUUGAUGAGAUUCAAAUUGAGCCACCAGCAACAUAUAGCAUUACUUCAGAAAAAAUUAGAGAGGCAUUUGAAUCUGGACAAAAACUUUGCCUAAUUGAUUUUCCUAACAAUUCGCAAUCCGUUGAAAGAGCAGUAAAACUAACCUCUGAAGCUGCUAAGCAGGUUUAUGGUCUAGAAAAAAGACACAAAUUCAUUUUGGCAAAGAACCAAAGUCGAAAAGAGAAUAAGAGAAAUGUAAAAAAACGUGAUUAUUUUAUAAAAUAAAUAUCUAAUUUUGCAA
Molecule: messenger RNA, 2169 nt
Organism: Hydra vulgaris (swiftwater hydra)
Lineage: Eukaryota; Metazoa; Cnidaria; Hydrozoa; Anthoathecata; Hydridae
Source: RefSeq, a predicted model, not a curated record